AUGGCGCACUCCAAGCGCAACACCUCGCUCCCGCAUUUCACAUCUUACGAACGCGGCCUCCUCCGCGAAUCAUGGGGCAGCAAAUCCCGAGCCAUUGGCCGUGACAGCUUCCUCUCAUUCGGCAGCUGUCGACUAUGCCUGCAGCCCGCCCGAUCACCCGUCGCUUGCGGCACCAAUGGCGAUCUCUUCUGCCGGGAGUGCGCUAUGAAUGAUCUACUCGCGCAAAGACAGGAAAUCAAGCGACUGGAGCGCGAGCGCGACGAGGCCCGCAAGCGAAUUGCCGAAGAUGAGGAGCGGGCGCUGGGAGAAGCUCGAGCGCGUGAUCUAAAGGACUUUGAGAUGGUUUCUAUGGGAUUGGAGGCUAAGGCUCAUAUGGCUGGGCAGGACAGCAAGAGGGCCAAGGCGGAGGCAUUGGAGGCUACGGGUGGAGGUGCGAAGAAGAGGAAGGUGGAGGAUGAGGCGAUUGAGAAGUUUGGGGAGAGAGAGGUGUUUGUUGAUGGCAAGAAGAGGAAGGUCUUUGAGCUUGGAUUUGAGGAGAUGGCUAGGGUCGCGGCGGAAGAGAAGGAGAGGUUGAAGAAGGAGGUCAAAGAUGCUAAGAAUGGUUCCAAAUCUGCACUGCCUUCGUUCUGGGUUCCAUCACUGACGCCGGGCACUGAUGCGGAUGAGAUCACGGCCAACAAGGCAGUCAAAUUGACACCAAUCUGUCCUGGGUCCACGGACGAGUCUCGACAUGCGUAUUCGCUGAAAUCGCUGGUUGAUGUGCAUUUCACCGAGGAGAAAGCAACUGAUGGGACAGUGUCGAGGGUGUGUCCAAGCUGCAAGAAGAAUCUGAGCAAUGGGCUCAAAGCAAUCCUCACAAAACCCUGCGGUCAUGUCAUUUGCUCGCCAUGUGUGACAAAAUUCAUGACUCCACAUGAAACUCAUGUCCCCGAUCCACAUGCUUCAAAGGAAGAACAGGAGAAGAAUGCUGCAUCGCAUGGAGUGGUGCUCUGCUAUGUGUGUGAGACUGAUGUUACGACCCGGCCGAAAGAGAACGGCACCGGGACUAGUAAGAAGUCUAAGAAGAAGGAUAAGGAUUCUGUCCUGCCCGGUCUUGUAGAAAUCAGUUCCGAGGGGACUGGCUUUGCAGGCAAAGGUGGGAACAUGGGCAAGAAAACUGGCGUUGCAUUCCAGUGCUGA
Molecule: messenger RNA, 1179 nt
Organism: Penicillium brevicompactum
Lineage: Eukaryota; Fungi; Ascomycota; Eurotiomycetes; Eurotiales; Aspergillaceae
Product: putative RING finger domain protein
Exons: 3
Coding region: 1-1179 (392 amino acids)
Cellular component (GO): nucleus
Molecular function (GO): ubiquitin protein ligase activity
Source: RefSeq, a predicted model, not a curated record